Cyanistes caeruleus (blue tit) is the source of this 804-nucleotide messenger RNA. RefSeq names its product tubulin polymerization promoting protein family member 3 (gene TPPP3). Gene Ontology annotation, biological process: microtubule bundle formation; microtubule polymerization; positive regulation of protein polymerization. Gene Ontology annotation, molecular function: tubulin binding. Gene Ontology annotation, cellular component: microtubule. The record is from RefSeq and is a predicted model, not a curated record. Lineage: Eukaryota; Metazoa; Chordata; Aves; Passeriformes; Paridae.
CGGGCUGCCGGGGACCCCCUUGGGUACUGGAGCUCCCCCGAGUACGGCCGCGCCCGGUCCCUGCCGAGAUGCUGUGGGUGCUCGGUGCUGCCAACACCCUGAUCCUGCUGCAGAGCCUCCACCCUCGCCAGCCUUCCUCCUCCUCCUCCUCCUGCUGCCCUCGAGGGCCUGCGAGCAGCCAGCCGAGCUCUGCCGAGCAGCCAGCAGGAGCCUGACGGGCCCAUCUGCCCUGUCCUGCAGCCCCAUGGCCGGGAACGCUGAGAUGGCAUCUCUGGAGGAGAGCUUCCGUAAAUUCGCCAUCUACGGUGACACCAAAGCAACGGGGCAGGAGAUGAAUGGGAAGAACUGGGCUAAGCUGUGCAAAGACUGCAAAGUCACCGACGGCAAAAGCGUCACCAGCACCGAUGUGGACAUUGUCUUCUCCAAGGUGAAAGGGAAGACAGCCCGUGUCAUCAACUAUGAGGAGUUCAAGAAGGCGCUGGAAGAGCUGGCCCCCAAGAGGUUUAAGGACAAGAGCAAAGAGGAGGCGUAUGAAGCCAUCUGCCAGCUGGUGGCAGGGAAGGAGCCCAUUAACGUGGGCGUCACGAAAGCCAAGACAGUGGGAGCCGUGGAGAGGCUGACGGACACCUCCAAGUACACGGGCUCCCACAAGGAGCGCUUCGACGAAAGCGGCAAGGGCAAGGGCAAGAGCGGGCGGGAGAACAUCGUGGACACCAGCGGCUACGUCAGUGCCUACAAGAACGCGGGCACCUACGACGCCAAAGUCAAAAAGUAGGGACGGGUGCCCGUGGCUCCACCGCCCCG